AUGAGAGCACUUGGGGUUCUAGGAGUCUUUUUAGGAGUUCUUCACUCGUUUUUGGUUUCUUUUACCAAUAAACAGGUUCCAGAGCCGUAUAUGGAUGAAAUUUUCCACAUAGAUCAGGUUCGUAGGUUCUGUAGCUUGGACUUUAGGUACGUGACCUGGAACGAAAAAAUUACAACUCCACCAGCUCUCUAUAUUUUAUCGCUCUUCGGUUUGUGUGGACACGAAAGAUAUACAAAUUCGUUACUUAUUCCCUUUUUUUAUGUUGGAGCAAUACGGUUCCGCAAACAAUUCUUAAUUGAAAAACGUUUAUAUAGUACAGCUUUAAUCGUUCUUUUAUUUCCAGUUUUGUUUCAUUCAAGUCUGCUGUAUUAUACUGACCUCUUAUCUGUUACUGUGCUGCUUUGGGGUUUCAGUUGUUCAUCACCUGGCUGGGCAUCUAUUUUUUUUCUUUUUGCAGUUUUAACACGUCAAACAAAUAUCAUUUGGGCUGGAUUAUACGGAGGCGUUAAUUUGAUUCAUAUAAUUGAUCCUAAUAAUUUUUUUCAGUCAUUUAUUCACGGAUUAAUGCGCUUACGGGCUUUGAUUCUUUUGGCUUUGGGAUUUGUUGUCUUUUUUAUUUUGAAUAACUUUAGAAUUGUUCUUGGCGAUCAUCACGCUCACGAACCAAAACUGCAUAUCAUGCAGUUAUGCUAUUUUUUUAGUUUCACAUGUAUACUUGCAGCACCUUAUUUUUUUUUUACUGGGCAUCUGAAGAAGGCAUUACGGGAAUUUUUUGUCCAUCCUCUUCGUAGUCUUUGCUUCUGUGCUGUUAUGGCAUGUUGCGCAUAUUUCUUUACCAUUGAACAUCCAUAUUUGCUGGCUGACAAUCGACAUUUCACAUUUUACAUCUGGAGAAAAUGGUUUCGACGGCAUUGGAUUUGUCGAUAUGUUGUUGCACCAUUUUAUCUAUAUUGCUUUUAUUUGAUCAGAUGUUCUGUUAAACAUAUUGCUUCGCACAUUACCUUAUUAUCUUUAUUAGCCAUUGCGGCAGUUCUUGUGCCGUUGCCUCUUUUUGAAACUCGUUACUUUAUUGUUCCGUUCGUGUUGUGGCGGCUAUGUUUAACUGAUAAUACAAAGGUAUCUCUUGUCGUUGAGCUGCUAUACGCUGUCGGUAUCAAUUUGAUAGUUCUGUAUUUAUUUUUCUUGAAACCGUUUGUUUGGAAGCAUGAACCAGGAGCACUUCAGCGAUUUAUGUGGUAA
Messenger RNA from Enterobius vermicularis (human pinworm), 1239 nucleotides. Lineage: Eukaryota; Metazoa; Nematoda; Chromadorea; Rhabditida; Oxyuridae. The record is from the annotation of a GenBank genome assembly.